GUGCUAUUCACUUGAUGGUCGACCCUGUCCCAAAGUGCAACUUGAGGGUAGACAUUCCCCCCAUUUCGGAUUUGACCGAAGACGUUCCCUCAAAGCUCAAGGACAAAAGAGAAACCAGCUGAUGGUUCACCCAUUCGCCUCGAAUGCUCAUGGUAUCCUCCUGACACUCUCUACGAUCGAAAGUCGGUGACGUCUUGCACAUCCGCAAUAAGAGCCUCUUCUCGGUAGAUCUGAAAGAAGUCGGACCGCUCUUCACUUCGUUUCGGAUCGACCCCCUGUUCCGGACUCGCCCUUCCUUUCUCUAGCAAACGAGGAUAUCUUGAGGAUCACGGCCAGUACACCUCUCUUCGAGUCCACUCGAACACCAGAAUUUCAACACCUGGAUAGUCAAUAAAGCGCUACCUCAAAUACCUAACGAAAUCAGUGAGACGUAGAACGUAACGAAGAACAGACACGAACGAAAUGCCUCUUCCUAUCGAGAAAUCACAAGGCUCGGUAAACAAUCUCAUCAAACGGUUCCAACAAGCCUCGGACGCCGCGUCCCGUCAGAAAGAACGACAAGAACGUACCCGACCUCCCGGGAGGUCCGUCUCUGGCUCGAGUUCGGGCUCAGGUGUGGGAUCGGGACUGCCGUCGGGGUCGGCCAUCUUUGAGAAGAGCGGGUCCGGGUGGAGAAGAGCUUCAGGGGUGUCGGAGAGUGGGAGCGUGGGCUCUGAUUUCGAAGUCAGGGUGGAGAGAGGGAAGUUGAGAGAGGGGCAGACGGAUGGGAAGAAAGAGGCGGCUCAAGAGGAGAAGGAGGAGGUCUUGAUGGAUGAACCGGAGGAGAUGAGACAGCAUACACCUGGGAAACUCGAGAUCACGGAAGAUGGGAAGCAGGGAGCUACCGGGAGUGCUCAAGAAAAGACUGAUGUCAAGGUCGAGGAACAGUUGACAUCUGCUCAGGGGAUGAAUGAACCUGUCGUCCAGAAUCAGGCAGUCGACGUCGCCAACCCUGAUUCAGACGAUGAACACGCCUCUGGUCCCACUCCUGCUCCUGCUCCGGCGUCGAGUCCGGUCCCAACCUCACCUCCAGCUCAAGAUUCUCGUCCGGAAGAUUCGACGGCAAAAACUGUCAAAACCGAUAUCUCAGCCACGAGCGAACAGCAGGAGGAUAUGAGGGAGAAGGAGGAGGCAAAGGAUGAAGAGGAGCAGGAAAGAGAUGGCAAUUCCGAUGCGAUUCCGGUCACACCGGAAGUCGAGACUGGUCUUGCUGCCGAACCUGAAGCUUCGAUCAUGAGCGGGAAUACAUCGGAGCAGGCCGUCGGGGAGGACAAGGACAUUAUCGGGGAGCAGGGGAAAGACGUCGAGGUCGGGGACGAGAAAACAUUCGAUACUACUGCUGCCGUCAACGCUAUGGCUCAGCUGGAGAUCCGAGAACAGGAGGAUGUUCCGGUCACAAGCGAUAUCGCGGAUCGAAGUGACGCUCCGGUCGAGAGAAGAGUCCCGCAUCAGGACGCUGUUGAAUCGCAACAAGCAGAGCAUACCGGGAAAGCACCGGAACCCGUCGACGAGAACAAGGAGAUCCAAGUUCCGCUCGAGGCUGUAGCGGAGCCGUCUGCGCAACCGGAGAUUGCAAAGCAGCAGGAAACAAAGGUCAAAUCUCCUGGUCCUGUCCCGGCUCCAUCUACGUCGAAGUCGCCUGUUCCGCAGAAGCCUAUCCCUGCGAAGACUACACCUCGACAGACUCGAGCUGCGACAACCCCCAGCAAGACACCUUCGACCGCCUCUCAAACCCCUAUCAAAGCGCAAAAGACCGGGGGUCUGCCCGCUCAGAAAUCUUCUACCCCGAGCGGUAGGCCCACAAAGAGCAGCGCUCCUCCUACUACCUCUACCCGGACUUCGCCUCACGCUCAAUCAAAACCGACAACCCCCGCGGCCGUUCCGCGAACAGUACGCAAAUCCCUUACACCAUCCAGCCAAGGGGUAACGCCGUUGAGACCGUCACAUACCGGAUCCACCGCUUCCCCUUCUCCUGCUCACAUCCAGUCAUUGAAGCCGCAUCAUACUGGUGCGAUCACUCCGCUUCGUCCGCAACCUACCGGGACUAGGGCGAUCGAGCGGUCCCCGUUGUACGCGCCUACUGCGAGCAGUCUCGCCAAGACCAAGCAGAAAGUCACUGCCUCGCCUAGUCCUGUCGGUGGAAAGGGCAAGGCGGAAGGCUCUAUGAGGAAGGAGAGCGUGGGAAGUUUGAGCGAGCCGGGAGUUGGUAGCCUAGGAUCCAGGACGAGGGUCAUCUCUUCGAGCGGGAGUACGACCAGUGCCAGGUCAAGGCAGAGAACCGCGUCGGGUGAUGCGUAGUCGGAAAACCACUUGGGUUGGUAACAUCGAUGCCAAGACAUCAACCUAACGAAAUCUGUAACGUCUCACAUUAUGAAUACGCGCACGGGAUGGUAUCUGUGUAUGACAGAAAUUCGAUCUCGAGCGAUUUGCCUUCAAUGCUGGAUCGAUGUUGUUCUUAUCGAUGUUGUUCUUGCUGGAUCAGCAUUCUCUGAGAGUUUUCUUUAUGACAUUGACGAAUGGAUGCACGUG
Molecule: messenger RNA, 2568 nt
Organism: Filobasidium floriforme
Lineage: Eukaryota; Fungi; Basidiomycota; Tremellomycetes; Filobasidiales; Filobasidiaceae
Exons: 3
Coding region: 463-2337 (624 amino acids)
Source: RefSeq, a predicted model, not a curated record